AUGAACAGCGCAGCAGAGACAGACGCCGGCGGCGACAACGGCAACCCGGGCGCCGCGGUGCUGGUGGUGGAGCGCGUGGUGACGGUGGAGUACCUGGAGCAGUCCAUGUCGCGGGGCCUCCUCGGCAAGUUCCCCGACUCCUCCGCCUACGACUUCGACUACUGCCAGAGCGGCAUCUGGUCCCCGGUCAACAAGAUCCCCAGCGAGUCGCCGGCCUCCGGCUCCAGAGACUUCCUCAUCGCCAAGCUGAAGCGCCGGGCGCGGGCCGGGAGCAGGCUCAAGGACGCUGCCGUCGGAGGCGGCAGCAGGUCGAGGUGGCGGCGCCGGCGGCUGCGGCGGGACGGCUCUUUCCUCGACCUCCACGACACCGGCAGGGCGAAGCUGGACUUAUCGCCGCCGCUGCCGUCGCCUGCCCCCACCAAGCAGGAGGGGUGGAGGAGGGUGCUCACGGCGGCCAUCAGGAAGUUCAAGGCGCGCCACCGCCGCUCCCGGCCGGCUCCCCUGCUCCAGAUGAUGCUGCCAAUGCUCUGA
Messenger RNA from Triticum turgidum subsp. durum (durum wheat), 531 nucleotides. Lineage: Eukaryota; Viridiplantae; Streptophyta; Magnoliopsida; Poales; Poaceae. The record is from the annotation of a GenBank genome assembly.